Molecule: messenger RNA, 1163 nt
Organism: Gossypium raimondii (Peruvian cotton)
Lineage: Eukaryota; Viridiplantae; Streptophyta; Magnoliopsida; Malvales; Malvaceae
Product: probable ribosomal protein S11, mitochondrial
Exons: 2
Coding region: 69-917 (282 amino acids)
Biological process (GO): translation; ribosomal small subunit assembly; maturation of SSU-rRNA from tricistronic rRNA transcript (SSU-rRNA, 5.8S rRNA, LSU-rRNA)
Cellular component (GO): ribosome; mitochondrial small ribosomal subunit
Molecular function (GO): mRNA 5'-UTR binding; structural constituent of ribosome; small ribosomal subunit rRNA binding
Source: RefSeq, a predicted model, not a curated record
UGUAUCAAAGGUUUAAUGUUUGCUGAGCAAAAAACCUGAAACCUAAGGAAAAAUCAUAGAAGAAAAAAAUGCACCCAUUGUCUUCAAUUCGACAGCUUCGCCAUUCCUCUACUUCAGCCUUGCUUCAACGCUUUAGCAACUUCAAUUGGGUGUGUCGAGCUUCUUCCAACCGCCCUGCUUUUCUCGGAGGUUUAAAGAGUUUCAGUGCCGGUGCACAUUCUUCUGAGAAUGUUGGAACUCCGGAGAAGAAUUUUGAUCAACAGACAAUGAAGGAUAAUGUCUCUGCUACAUAUGCUUCGACUUUCCAGAAUUUUUUUCGUCCUUUAGGUGAACAAUCUACUGAGAAUGUUGGACAUCUAGGGAGGAAUUUGGAUCAACAGGCAGUGAAAGGGAAUGUCUCCGCUAGAUAUGCUUCGGCUUUCCGGGAUUUUACUCGUCCUUCAGGUCAAACAGAAUUCAGGUCAGGCGGGAAUUACAGGUCCAUGGAUGUUGUGAUGGAAGCAAUAGAUGGAGAUAGAAGGGCAAACUAUAGGGGUUCUCAAUUUCGGCAAGACCAUAUCGAGCAAAACGAACAUUUUGCGCACAUAAAGAUCAUGCGCAACAAUACCUUCGUCACUGUGACAGAUUCCAAUGGAAAUAAAAAAUGUGGAGCCUCGGCUGGAAUGUCAGGACUUUUAGGAGGCACGAAAGUAUCUAAGUAUGCUACUGAAGCAGUGGCAGAAUAUGCUGGGCGCAAGGCAAGGAAAAUGGGGAUUAAAUCGGUUGUGGUAAGAGUGAAAGGCUUUAUCCAUUUUAAGAAGAAAAAACAAGCAAUUCUUAGCUUUCGUGAGGGCUUUAAAAAUCCUAUUGUCUUCAUUGAGGACGUCACUCGUCAUCCACAUAAUGGAUGCCGGCUUCCAAAGAAGAGACGAAUCUAACUUCCUUGCCUUCUCUAUCUAGAGGGCUUGAUAGUGGCCGUGACGGCAUGUUGGUUAGGGUGUUGCCAUGGUAUGCUGUUAUAUCAACUCAAACAUAUUCAUGUUUUUCUAUUAUCGGUUACUUCAAAUCAUCCAUAAAUUUACUGGUUUGUCUGAUACACUGUUUGCUUGCCAUCUGAUUUUGAUGAAUUAGUUGUUGGGAUUAUCUCUCUUAUUUUAAUAUCUUACAAAAUGGUUAAUGCUUCA